Messenger RNA from Thermothelomyces thermophilus ATCC 42464, 2097 nucleotides. RefSeq lists its product as uncharacterized. Lineage: Eukaryota; Fungi; Ascomycota; Sordariomycetes; Sordariales; Chaetomiaceae. The transcript has 4 exons. The record is from RefSeq and is a predicted model, not a curated record. Gene Ontology annotation, cellular component: nucleus. Gene Ontology annotation, molecular function: copper ion binding; DNA-binding transcription factor activity, RNA polymerase II-specific; RNA polymerase II cis-regulatory region sequence-specific DNA binding. Gene Ontology annotation, biological process: positive regulation of transcription by RNA polymerase II; intracellular iron ion homeostasis; intracellular copper ion homeostasis. The coding region runs from base 669 to 2006 and encodes 445 amino acids.
GCCGUGCCGUCAGUGCCGUUGGUGCCAUCAGCCUGCCCAGCGACUCGUGUUUCGCUUCCGGCUCGCAAGGCGAACUCUUCCGACAUUGGGCAAUCCCGCCUCUCGGCCAUUGCCCUGAGAUCCCCACAUCGUGCGACCACUCUCCGGCCGCGCAUCGCGCCCCGUCCUCCUCGGAGUUCCUGUCCCACCAGCCCGAAGUAGCCGACUUACACAGGUACCUUUGCGCCCCGUCUCCACCGGGCAGCCGUCAACGACCUCGACCAGCGGCUUACCCCCCAAAAUCUCCACUCAACCCACAUUAUUUUUAUUUCUUUUCCUAGCCGGCUUUUUGGCCCUUUCGAGUUUCUCGACGACAACAGUUUGGUUUUGGCUUCGUUCCGGAGUCAUCGGCACCCUGUACCGAUGUUUUUGGGCGGGCGUUACCCCCAGCAAUGACCCUAUAGGCGGUGCAUUCUGCGACCCUCUCCUGUCUCGAACCCGUCGCGCGCGCGGGCGUUUCCGAAAGCUUUGCUUCUCUUUCCCCUGUCGGCUUCGCAGCUCCGACAGCCGUCGUCGCCCGCCCUUUUUGCGACACCGCAGCGAAGCGUUCACUCCCGGACGUUGUUCCGAACCCGCAACACUACUGGCCCUGUCUUCUCAGCAACACGCCGUCGUGCGACUCAUUCGCGAUGCUCAUCGAUGGUGAAAAGUGGGCUUGCGAGGCCUGCGUGCGAGGCCAUCGUGUCAGCAACUGCCAGCAUCAUGAUCGGCCGCUCCAGCACAUCAACAAGAAGGGGAGGCCCGUUUCGCAAUGCCAACACUGCCGGGCAAUGCGCAAGUCGCGCUCGGCGCACGUGAAGUGCGACUGCGGCGAGAAGACGCAAAAGUGCGUGCACUUGAGACCGGUAGUGGAGGGUCACAAGGAAAGCUGCUGCUGUAACCAUGGCGGCCGCUGCACCUGCGCAUGCAAGAGGGAACCCAAGCUGGACACGGUACCCGAGUCGGACUCGGACGAGCCCGUUCCAUCCCAGCCCAAGAUUGCCAAGGCAGGCUCCCGUGUGAGACGCCGGGCCAACACGACCAACUCGGAUGCUUCUCUGUCUUUCGACGCCAAUGGUCAUCACAAGCCGACGUACAAGCACGCCAAAGCCUCGCAGAAAUGCGGACCGUACAAUCUCAACCGCGGCCACUCGAUGUCCAACGCGGGCAGGAUGAAAAACCGAUCGAUGGACGAUCUCUUUGGCGCUGGUGCGGUCGGCGAUCCUGCACCCGCCACCGGGAGCGAUAGCAGCAGCGAGGCGAUCGCACAGAGGCAACGCCGAGUCAAGUCGGAGGCCACGUCUCCUUUGCUGGAGGGCUCCUCCUCGUUUGCCCAACUCAACGGGCAACUGCCGCCCCUUGAUCUGUCGGGCAUCAAGUACCCCCCGUACAUCCCGAACAGCGCCGACUUCUUUGGCGCCCUGUCGGAUUACGAGCAGCCCAUGUUCAGCGCCGGUUUGAGCGCGGCUUCGGUGGACUGGAGUCAUUACGAGGGCCUCGAGCUUGCCGGCAAGACUGCCGACUUUGCGCCCUCGAACUACAGCCAACCGCAAAGCUACGGCGGGUUCGAUUUUACUGGGUCCGAGAUUCCCACCAUGACGACAACCACUUCGACGUCCGGCGAGGUUUCGGAGGCGGAGGACUUCUUGUCGAACCCGCUCGACGAGUUCGACACGUUCCAGAGCAGCGCCUCGAUCAGCGGGUACGGAUUCGGCCACCCGGCCGUUGACUUGUUUUCCGCCCCCGACCUCACCAACCUUGACGUGGACGACUUUAGCUACAUGAAGAAGGAUGCCAGCAAAUUCGUGCCGACGCCUGCAACCACGGCCGGUGACGACCCGACUCUGCUCACCACCAGCGCGCCAGCCUUUGGUGGUCUCACGUCGCUAGACGAUGACUCGGGUCUUUGGAUGAACGAUUUCGGCAUGCCGACCCUGACCGAGUCACCCACAGAAAGCAACAUGGCGUCGUUCUGGGACAGCCAGUGAUGCACGGUGAUACCCGUUAUCGACCGAGAUAUACGGCCUUUUGCUCCUUUAGCUCUCAGGGAACGUCCUUCCGGUCGGUCAGAUCUGGGGC